UACUGUUUCUUUGAUUCUUUCCCUAGAAUAUAUUUUUUGUCUUUGUUUCCUUGGUACUUUGGUUUGAUUUUUUUUGAAGAGUUUUGAUACAAUUUUCCCAGCUGGAAGAUAAUGACAAGAAAGAAAAUUCCGAUCCAGAAGAUUGACAACACUGCCGCGAGGCAGGUGACUUUCUCAAAGAGGAGAAGAGGCCUUUUCAAGAAAGCUCAAGAACUCUCCACUCUUUGCGAUGCUGAAAUAGCUCUUCUAGUCUUUUCAACCACUGGAAAGCUGUUUGAAUACUCCAGCACAAGUAUCGGGCAGGUGAUUGAAAGGCGCAAUCUGCAGUCAGAAAAGGUUGGCAGAUUGGACCACAUUCCAUAUCCUGAGCUGCAGCUUGAGAGUAGCACAUAUGCCGUGUUGAGCAAGGAAAUAGCUGAAAAGACCCAAGAACUUAGACAGCUGAGGGGGGAGGACCUCCAAGGGUUAGACUUAGAAGAAUUAAAACACCUAGAGAAAUUACUCGAAGGAGGCCUGAGCCGAGUUACGAAAACAAAGGAUGAGCGAUUUUUCAGAGAAAUCAGCACCCUCAAGAGGAAGGGAGCUGAAUUGAUGGAAGCAAACCAGCAAUUGAAACAGCAAAUGGAGUAUUUUCCUCAUGAGGUCCAAGCAGUUGUAGCUCAGCAAGGCCAACCAUCAGAGUUAACUACCAAUAUCCGGAGCUCCACAGAUUCUUCUAAAGGCUAUAAUAGCUCUGACAUUUCCCUUAGGUUGGGGUAA
This is a messenger RNA of Durio zibethinus, 759 nucleotides long. Its product is annotated as MADS-box protein SVP-like. Gene Ontology annotation, biological process: positive regulation of transcription by RNA polymerase II. NCBI's taxonomy places the organism in Eukaryota, Viridiplantae, Streptophyta, Magnoliopsida, Malvales, Malvaceae. Gene Ontology annotation, cellular component: nucleus. Gene Ontology annotation, molecular function: protein dimerization activity; DNA-binding transcription factor activity; RNA polymerase II transcription regulatory region sequence-specific DNA binding. The record is from RefSeq and is a predicted model, not a curated record.